AUGGUCAAGUCAGCAUCAACAGCUUACUGCUUUGUCAGUGGCAAGACUGAGAAAUCUCAAGCAGCCGACUCACAGCAACCCCAACGUGCAAAAGUCUGCGGCAACAAGGAGCGCGACCGUCGCUCAAUAGACCCCCCUCCAAUCGUCCAGAUCAAGCUCGCCGACGCCUCUACCGACAAAAACAAGGAUUACUUGCAAAGUCCAUAUCUGUUCAUGUGUUGCAACUUAGUCCAUGCCGACGAUCCCAGUGGCGAGAUUGUCGCCCCUGCCCACCGUGCCCUCGCCGGCACAGUCGUUUCUUCCCUCAACCGCCUCAAGGAUGUCGACAACUCGGACGGCGGCUUCUUUGUCUUUGGCGACAUCUCUGUCCGGAUAGAAGGUCGCUUCUGCUUGCGGUUCACUCUCUUUGAGCUCAUCGAGGGCCAGGUCGUCCACGUGAUGACCUCCAUCUCCAAUCCUAUGACCGUCCACUCCAGCAAGACAUUCCCUGGGAUGCUCGAGUCGACCUUCCUCUCCAGAAGCUUCUCCGACCAAGGGGUCCGCAUCCGCAUCCGCAAGGACCAUCACGUCAAGCCCAAGCAUGCCGUUUCGGAUGACGCUGCCGAGGGUGGCACCACACACAUGCACAGUCCCCCUUCGUCAUGCCACGAGGCCGAUCAUAGCGACAACGACGACCACCAGCCCGCAAAGCGUUCACGCCCCUCGCCCGCAACCACCUUUGCCGAGUCGCCCUAUGCCCAUGCAUCGUCUAGACAUGUGCCCAUCGCUGCCCGCCCCAAGGUCGAGACUAGAUAUACGUCGUCCGAGCCCACUGAUCGCACGCCACCAUCCUCGCCUCGUUCCUACCAUGCCCAGGAUCCUUCACCCUCGCGUCCUCGUCAUCACUUCUAUGGUUCUGAGGAAGAGGCACGGUACCAUGAGGCUUAUGGUCCAUCAAGGCACCACCCUUACGGAUACUACAGCUCCAGCCAGCUAUCAUACUACGAUGGCUACCCUUACUACCGCUCCUACCCUCAAGAACAUCCCUAUGCCCAUCCUCAGGCUAGAUAUCACUCUGGUAGCCCACGAGAGUCGCCAUACUCUCAUGAGCACCAUCAUCGCCAUCUUUCUUCCUCGUCGGCUGGACCGACCUACCACUACCCUUCCCACGAGAAUAGCCGCCCCCGUGAAGGAUCUCCUUCCAACGGCUAUGCUCCGUCGUACCCAAUGGGCACAGCACACCCCACCGCCUCAUCUGUAUAUAUUUCCCGCUCCGAGGCCUCCGUUCACCAUUAUCAUCACCAACAACAACAGCUACAGCAUUCUUCCCAAUCCACGCACGCUGGUCGUCAUGGAUUCCCAGCAGCACUUCUGAAUGAUGAUGAAGAAAUGGAGGAUUCCCCUGCCCCAGCAACAGCAUCUGCAGCACCACGCCGAGACCAUGGCGAGGAGGUCUAUCACAGCCGGACACCAUCGAUGUCCUCGCAGCACAGCGACGGCAACUUUUCUCCUCCACUUCCUUUCUCGCCUGUGGAUCCUCACCAGGUGCAGGACGGCCGGUCCCAUUCGCCUCCUCAGAUGAGUCUUCCUUCGUUAUCUCGUGUUGCCGUCAACGAGAAGAUCCAGCUGCCUUCGAUCCAUACCCUCUCAUCACAGCUGUCAUCAACCUCCGUUCACAACGAUCAGCACAGACGCGAGUACUACUAA
Molecule: messenger RNA, 1686 nt
Organism: Linnemannia hyalina
Lineage: Eukaryota; Fungi; Mortierellomycota; Mortierellomycetes; Mortierellales; Mortierellaceae
Source: the annotation of a GenBank genome assembly